ACGCGGGCGAGAGACGCUGAAAUUUGUGAAUAUCCGUGGCCAUGGGAGGGUGCCGAUGUACGUUUCGCGAUUGCGAUAAUGCAACCGCCUCCAGGCCGGAGCUUCAUUUCUUCCGGUAUCCAGUGAAUGAUCCCGGACGGUUGAGCGUGUGGUUGAUGAACGCGAAGCGGCCAGAAUUUGCCAGCCUACCACGGGACAAGCUAACGAAUAAGGUCGUGUGCCAGGAGCAUUUCGAGCGAAACAUGUUCAUGAACUACUUGCGGGAGCGACUGACGAAAACGGCCAUACCGCGGUUGAUGCCACUGCCGGGAAGAAACGAACGGUUGAAUGUCGAAACGAACAAAAUCAUCGGUCCCGACGUGGAAGAGGAACAAAUUCGCAAACCACCAAUCCUCACCACGUACGUCAACAAGCAACGAGAGCAGCGAUCCUCGCUCGAAGUAAUGGUUAGUACGGAGAAGGAACAGCUGGACGCUGCGCAAACACCACCACUAAAGAAGGUGAAAAUCCUCAAUCCCGAAGUGUUGGAGCUGAAACGUUGCAAACUGCCUGGCACAAUCGUGCGCAAUCGAGAUGGACCACCACCUCUUCGUGAAGCCGUCGUCCUGAAUAAGUUGGCCUCCAAGCGAACGCUGGACAACGUUGCCAGCGAGCAGCACAUGAUCAACGUACCGAACUCGGCAAAUGUUACAUGCAGUAUUGUAAAAGAAGAAAUUAUGUUCCGAGACGAACACGGCUUCAGCCCUGUGGCGACAGUGCAGGUGGACGAUGGCGAAGACGACGAUACUGGCCAAAUGGUUGGUACAUCGGAAGAAGCUGCAACGCUAGCGAGUACCCCGCCGCCAGCGCCCGUGCCUGCGGAUCCCGCGCUUGCGAAUGCGCUCGAGCAGAACACACAAGAGUUGGCCAACCUAAGGCAGAUUAUCGAGAUGCUUGCCAAUCGACCGGUGCCGGAACCCACUACCAUUAUCACCCCACAAACUCCUGCACCGCCGAUGAAAAUGGAAAAAGGGCCACAGCUCACGAAAGCGCAGCUGUUCAAUGGCAUCAAACGGUACCUGAACCCUACGAUGGUGACGCUACUGCGGAUGGAACUGUUUGCUGGAUCGGCCGAUCGACAGUGGAAAUCGGAUGAGAAGACGUUAGCCGUCGAUCUGCUGAAUAUCGGAGCGAACGUGUACAAUCACUUUGCCCAAGAGUUCCGCUUCCGAUUGCCACCGGUUAGCGAGGUUGAGCAGUGGAAGGAAACGGGCGAGAUCGAUGCAGACGAUGCGUGUUAGCCGGAUUGCGCCAACGGUGGCCA
Molecule: messenger RNA, 1303 nt
Organism: Anopheles aquasalis
Lineage: Eukaryota; Metazoa; Arthropoda; Insecta; Diptera; Culicidae
Molecular function (GO): sequence-specific DNA binding
Source: RefSeq, a predicted model, not a curated record